Cryptomeria japonica (Japanese cedar) is the source of this 2482-nucleotide messenger RNA. RefSeq names its product dynamin-2A-like. The transcript has 7 exons. Bases 506 to 904 code for a protein of 132 amino acids. The record is from RefSeq and is a predicted model, not a curated record. Lineage: Eukaryota; Viridiplantae; Streptophyta; Pinopsida; Cupressales; Cupressaceae.
AAAAAAGAAAAAACUGGAGACUUUUUAACAUGGAGUGAAAAGGGGGUGGAGAAAUAGGGCAUAUGAAAAAUGUUUUUAUGUGCCAAGUUGAUCAAAUCCCAAGCCAUAUAUUGAAGCCCACAGAGUGGAUUCUCCACGGAAGGAACUGUCUAUGACAGAUUGCAAGAGGCUUUCAUGCAUUUGGAGAAAGCAUUCAAGAGUUUUUCUUGAGGAUAUAGGCGAUUAAUGCAACGCAGGGAAGAAGAGAUGAAAAAUCGAGCUUCCAAAAAAAGCCAUGAUGCAGAGCAAUCUUUGCUUAAUAGGGCAACAAGUCCGCAACCUGGUAGCCAACAAACAGGUGGAACCUUAAAAUCAAUGAAAGAUAAGUCCAAUCAGGCAGAUAAAGAUAAGAAGGAAACAUCUGUAUUGCAAACUGCUGGUCCUGAUGGAGAGCUUACAACAGGAUAUUUGCUGAAGAAAAGUGCAAUUUAAACAAAUGGUUGGAGUCGGCGGUGGUUUGUCCUGAAUGAGAAAUCUGGAAAGCUUGGUUACACCAGAAAGCCAGAAGAAAGGCAUUUUUAGAGGAGUCAUUAAUUUUUUGGAAUGUAUUAUCGAGGAGGUAACAGAAGAUGGUACUUCUGAUUCUCCAGCUCCAGCCAAAUCAAGUUCUAAAGACUCAAAGAAGGCAAAUGGUGCUCAUGCUGUAGCUGUAAGUCUGGCAUUCAAAAUCACCAACAAGGUUUUAUACAAAACAGUACUAAAAGAUUAUCUCCUCCUUUGUGGAUGUUGGAGAUCCUCCUCUUGUGAGCUCGAGCUCUUGGUUUUUGGCUUCUUGACUGUUGGGUUGAUUGGGUCUCUGUUUUGGGCUGCAUCUACAUGGUUGAUGCUUUUUGUUCUCAAUUGUUACUUGUAUCGGGGUUGGUAAUGAUCUUCAUGUAUUCGGCUUCUAUAUGUAUUGGGGGACUUUUUGUAUCUUGACUUGUGGGGCCUCUCAUAUGUAAUGGGUUUGUUGGCAUUUUGGGUAGCGUUAGGCUUUUCUUUAAUGGGCCACAACCAGAGGUUUUCUUUCGGAUUCUUUCUUGCCGGUAUGCCCUUUUGAAUCCGGUUGUAAAUAAAUUAAAAUUAAUAAAAGUUUAAUGGCUUUGCCAUUUUUUAUCGAAAAAAAAAAUGAUUAAAUUAAUGACUUAAUAUAUGACUAAAUAUAUGACUAAAUAAAUAACUAGAUAACAACAAUCAAUGACUAAAUUAAUGAUUAAAUAUAUGACUUAAUUAGUGACUAAAUAUAUGGCUAAAUUAGUGACUAUCUUUGCUAAAUAAAUGACCAGAUAACAACAAUCAAUGACUAAAUUAGUGAUUAAAUAUAUGACUAAAUUAGUGAUUAAAUAUAUGACUAAAUUAGUGACUAUCAUGACUAAAUCAAUGACUAGGUAACAACAAUCAAUGACUAAAUUAGCGAUAAAAUAUAUGACUAAAUUAGUGACUAAAUAUAUGACUAAAUUAGUGACUAAAUAAAUGACCAAAUAGAUCAAUCAAAACAACUAGUGGCCAUGCGACCAAACUGAUGUAUGACUGGCAGUAAACUACUAGUGGUCACAUGAUCAAAUUUAGUCAUUUAUCUACAAUUUUUGGUAGUUUAUUUAGUCAUAUAAUUACAACAAAUCUAGUCAUUUUAAAAGAGUGUGAAAGGAGGUGAAGAAAAAGAAAAGUGAAAAGGAUUUCUUUAAUUUUGACUUUAAUGAAUCUUCUCAUGAUGAAGUAGAUGUUUUUGGUGUGACCUUGGCAACACAUGCAUUGGAUGAUGUGUGGUUAAUAAAUUUAGGUUUUUUUUUCCACAUGACCUCACACAUAGGUUGAAGUUUGAAGAGUUUGAUUGUGGGAAGGUGUAUUUGAGUGAUUAUUAUCAUCUGAAGGUUGUUUCUUGUGGAUGAGUCAAGAUUCAAUUUUUUUGAAAGUAAAGUGAAGGAGAUUGAUGCUAUACUACAUAUCUCUAGUUUGGCACAAAACCUAUUGUCAAUUAGCAAGAUGAUUGAUGUGGGUAUGCAUGUUGUUUUAUCUAGUGGUGUAUGCAAGAUAACAAGAGGCUGUUUGAUGCUUGAUAAGGGUGUUUGUAUAGGAACCUUCUAUAAGCUAGAUGCAUAUACAGUUCAAUGUACUAAUGCUUCUAUGAAGUCUAAGAAAAGGGCUUUGGAUUCCUCGUGAAAACCAUCAGAUCAAGAAGAGAUCAAGAUUGUUGUUUCUACAUAUGAUGGGCAUGCUUUCUAGGUACCUAAGGGUGCAAAUGCUUUGGAGAUGAAUCUCCCAACUGAGAAGAAAAUGUUAUGGUACUAAAUAAUUGGUUGUAUUACUGAGAAGGGUCUUAGAGUUCUAAAAAUUAAGAACCUUGUUAGUUGAUGAUUGAAAUCUUCAGUUUGACAUUUGUGAACAUUGUGUUUAUGGCUAACAACACCAUGUUUCUUUCUACUCUAGUUCUUAUAAGUCUUUUGGGGUGUUUUGAUUAUAUUAA